CCUUUUCUUUAAAAGUAUCGCCUAACUUCCCCACUAGCUAGAACACCCAGGAGAUAGAGAGAAUGCAGCUCUCCUACUGUGUAAGACAGCAAAAGCCCUGCGUGCGGUGGGUUGAAAAAUAUUUUAAAGACUGCCUUUGCAAUCUAAAAGAUGAAUUUUCCUUCGGUUUUGGGUUUGUUAGUCUAGUCUGCUGGGGAGUGGCAGAAAUCCCUCAAAUCAUCACCAACUUCCAGACCAAGUCCGGCCAUGGAGUUUCUCUUGCUUUUCUACUCACUUGGGUUGUUGGUGAUGUUUUUAAUCUGGCCGGUUGUCUUCUGGAACCGGCAACGUUGCCUACUCAGUACUACACGGCUCUGCUUUACACGACCAGUACUGUAGUGUUAGUAAUGCAGAGCGUAUACUAUGACCACAUCUGUAGAUGGUGGAAGUGUAGACAGAUCGAUGUUUCCCAUGCGGCUGAAGAAGAGAAAAAACCAGUGAGACAUAAGCCAGUUGAUAAUUCUGGCAUUCCAAUACCUAGACCUUCACCAAAAGCGACUCCUCGAAGAGAAUACUAUUAUAUGUCAGCCAGAUCAUUGGCUGGCAGUGGUACUCCUCCCUUUCGAACCUAUCUCAGGGCGGCCAAAAGUGGUCCUUCAGCUAUGGACCUGAACUGUGAUUCAUCGUCUGAUGAUGAAGCAGCUCCAAUGCAGUCCAACCAGCCGAUUAGCAAGCCUAGGCCUAUACCAAGAGCGGCAGGUUAUGGAACAUUUCUAGCUACAUCACUAACCUUGCCCCUACAAACAAAGGGUCUGACAGAAGCGUACGUGGGACUCACAGGGAGAAAGCUCUUACAUGAACAAGGGAUGGAGAAUGUUUACGGGCAAUGGUUGGGAUGGUUGAUGGCUGCUAUUUACAUGGGCGGCCGACUCCCUCAGAUAUGGCUAAAUAUUAAGAGAGGGAAUGUAGAGGGCUUGAAUCCUCUCAUGUUCGUUUUUGCACUGGUCGCCAACGUUACUUAUGUUGCAAGCAUUCUUGUAAGAACUACUGAAUGGGAAAAAAUCGAAGCCAAUAUGCCUUGGUUGCUGGAUGCUGCAGUAUGCGUGGUGCUGGAUUUAUUUAUCAUAUUGCAGUAUAUCUAUUACAAACGUUUUCGAAGGACAAGAAACUGUGGAGACUAUGGAGAUCACUAUGUAGAAGCAAGUAAAGCUGCUGAAUCUUAAUUGGCCAUUGUAUUUGAUAUAUAUUUGCAAACCAAAUCUAGCUAGGACCACAACCUAGUUUAUCCUCACCAGUGUUUGUGUUUGGACUAUUUAAUUGUUUCAAUACGAACCAUGUAUUGUUGUCCCU
Alnus glutinosa is the source of this 1329-nucleotide messenger RNA. RefSeq names its product probable vacuolar amino acid transporter YPQ1. The transcript has 12 exons. NCBI's taxonomy places the organism in Eukaryota, Viridiplantae, Streptophyta, Magnoliopsida, Fagales, Betulaceae. The record is from RefSeq and is a predicted model, not a curated record. The coding region runs from base 63 to 1202 and encodes 379 amino acids.